CUGGGGGCCGGGUCAGGUAUUAGACAGGCUCAGGUGCCGCCCGGUUGAACGUUGCACCGCAGGGCCGCGACGCCAACUCUGCAAUGAAAUGCGGCACGCGCUGAUGGAGAUAUUGCUUGGUAGAGCGCGGCCUGCGGCCCUGCGCCGCGGCGGCGGAGGCGGCAAUGGUUGUCGUGGAAGGCCUGGCCCCACCAGCAGCAGCAGCAGCAGCGGUACAGGGCCUCGCGCCCUGGCGGCGGCAGCGGCCCUGGGCCCAGCAGUGGCGGCAUGCAUGUGCGUAGCGGAGCGGGGCGAGCAAGGCCACGUGGAGGAGGAGAGCGCGGCGCCGCCCACAAAGCAGCGCUGGCGCGCAGGUUGAGGCCGGCCGGUGGCUGGCUAGCGGUCUUUGCUGGCGAGCAUAGCACAGCACAGUAUGUGGUAGGCCGCAGCAGUGAGGAGUGUUGUGGCUAGAGGAUUUCCUGCUGCUUGGGUGAUUGCUGGCUGUGCUGUUGCUUGGCAGCGGGACGUGGCUGGACGCAUGGCGGGCUGUGCCUAUACGAACCGACCCCGGCUAUGUCUGGGAGAUGAGGUAGACGCUUGCGGCCUCAGGCUAGAGACGUGGCGUGGGCGCAGCCCGCUUGUCCCAUGCCAGAGGAAACACAUAUCU
Chlamydomonas reinhardtii is the source of this 646-nucleotide messenger RNA. RefSeq lists its product as uncharacterized. The coding region runs from base 104 to 358 and encodes 84 amino acids. The record is from RefSeq and is a predicted model, not a curated record. The transcript has a single exon. NCBI's taxonomy places the organism in Eukaryota, Viridiplantae, Chlorophyta, Chlorophyceae, Chlamydomonadales, Chlamydomonadaceae.